AUGACAACGACAACUGUUCGUUUUUAUGAUUCAACAUUUUAUACAAUUGCAUUAACAUCAGUUACUUAUUUAAUAUUUCAAACAUAUUCAAUACGUCCACAUACACAUCGAUUAAUAUUAUUUUUAUCAUUUCUAUGUAGCUGUCUUAGUUGUGAAACAUUUUUUCAUAUAUUUCAACCAAAUUCAAUAAUUUAUUUAUCGAAUUUAAAUAUUACAAAUUAUUUUUCUCCAACAGUUAUUCAUUUAACAUUAUUAUUAUCAAUAUCAUCAUUUCUAUGGAAUGCAACACAAUGUGCUGCAUUAGCAUCAAUACUUCUUCCAUCAAAUUCAUCAACCGAUAAAGAACAACAACCACCAAAUUUUGUUUUACGUCGUUGGCUUCGACACGUAUGUGUUGAUCAUGUAUUUGCACUAUUACUUGUUCGUUUAGGACGAUUAACUGAUGUAGCAACAGUUACAGCAUUAAGUCAUAUGGCAAGUAUAUGUGUUAUUACAAGUUGGUGUUCACAAAUAGCUGUUUUUCCAUGUAUGCUUUGUUUUCUUCAUGCAUUAUUUAAUGAUACAACGACAACAUCUGAUAAAAAUAAUCCUUCAAAUGUAUUAACGACAACUACAGAUGAAUUCAAUUCUGUAUUACAUCGAUUAAAAAUUAUUAAAAUUAUGGGUUUAGCUUUAUUUGGUUUAAAAAUUUCAGCAUUAUCAUUAUGUGAAACAUUAGCAUUAGGAUUAACUGCUAUUAUUUGUUUAUCAUGUCUUGUUGUUGCACCACCUGGACGUGAAAUGUCAAAAUAUACAAGAAUAUUCGAUAUAUUUAUUGGAAAAACACUCGAUGAAGAUAAAGAUAAUACAAUAAAGAAUGAUAAUAAAAAACAACAACAACAACAGAUAAUUCCACGAAAAACACCUAUAUCAAAAACUGAUGAUUCAUAUUCACAUAAUACAGUUCAUCAACGACAAAUAGUUAAUGCAACUCUUUCUCAUUCAGCAUCAUCACCCGGCUUUGUACAACCAUCUUCAACAACUGAAUCAAAAUUAAUACCAACAAAUGUUGUUGAUUAUCCAACUUUAACUGAUGAAGAACUUUUAGUAUUAGUUAAAUCAAAAAAAUUACCAGCACAUAAUCUUGAAAAAUAUUUACCAGUAUUACGAGCAGUUCAUAUUCGUCGUCUCAUGUUAAAUGAACAAUUAAUACAAACAGAAAAUAAAUUAUCAUCACUUGAUUUAUUACCUUAUGAACAUUAUGAUUAUUCAUUAGUUAUUAAUCAAUGUUGUGAAAAUGUUAUUGGAUAUGUUCAAUUACCAAUUGGAUAUGCUGGUCCAUUACGUGUUGAUGAUAAAUAUUAUUAUAUACCUUUAGCAACAACGGAAGGUGCACUUGUUGCUAGUACGAAUCGUGGAUGUAAAGCUGUAUCAAUGUCAAAAACUGGUAUUGAAACAAUUGUUUUCAAUGAUGGUAUGACACGUGGUCCUGUACUUAAAUUUAAUUCUAUUCGACAAGCAUAUGAAGCUUAUCAAUGGUUAGAUGAAAAUUUUGAUGAAGUCAAACAAUAUUUUGAUCGUACAAGUUCAUAUGCACGUUUAACAAGUAUAAAACGAAAUUUAGCUGCACAUUAUUUAUUUGUUCGAUUUGUUGCAACUACCGGUGAUGCAAUGGGUAUGAAUAUGUUAUCAAAAGGUGUUGAAGCUGUAUUAACACUUAUUAGAUCGAAAUGGCCUGAUAGUGUUGAUAUAAUAAGUAUAAGUGGAAAUUAUUGUAUAGAUAAAAAACCAUCAGCAUUAAAUUGGAUUGAUGGACGUGGAAAAUCCGUUGUAGCUGAAGCUGUUAUAUCACAGGAAAUACUUGAACAAGUUCUUAAAACAAAUGCUAGUCGAUUAGUUGAAUUAAAUCAGUCAAAGAAUUUACUUGGUUCAAUAAUGGCUGGUUCAAUUGGUGGAUUUAAUGCACAUGCUGCAAAUAUUGUUGCUGCAAUGUUUAUUGCUUGUGGUCAAGAUCCAGCACAAGUUGUAUCGAGUAGCAAUUGUUUAACAUGGCUUGAAACGACUGGACCAGAAAAACGUGAUUUAUAUAUAUCAUGUACGAUGUAUUCACUUGAAGUUGGAACUAUUGGUGGUGGUACAAAACUAUCCGCACAGAAAGCUUGUUUGCAAAUGCUUGGUAUUGAUGGGUCUUGUAUACAAAUGCCUGGUGAAAAUUCUUGUCAACUUGCUCGCCUAAUAUGUUCAACUGUUUUAGCUGGUGAACUUUCAUUGAUGAGUGCAUUAGCUACGAAUGAUCUUGUCCAUUCUCAUUUGAGACUUAAUCGUAGUGCAACUGCUCUCAGUCAAAUCAAAUAA
Molecule: messenger RNA, 2334 nt
Organism: Adineta steineri
Lineage: Eukaryota; Metazoa; Rotifera; Eurotatoria; Adinetida; Adinetidae
Source: the annotation of a GenBank genome assembly